AAUAAUAUACGGAGGGUCAUGCUGUCUCCGUUUGUACAGAAACAACAACUAUAAUUUGUCACUAAAAUUAAAGGUAUUUUAUACCGCUGUCAAAUGGCUUUGUUCAGUGAUGUUUGCCGCGGUUUUCGCACGCUGUUGGGUCAAUGUCAGCGAUCUGCGGCCGCAGCGGCGUGGAUUCACUGUCAAUCAUCUUGGAAAUAUAGUCAGACAGCACCUGAGCUGGAACCAGUGAUUAGUGAUAAUGAAGCCAUCGAUAAAACAUUUGUUAACCGAAACCCAAGAAACCUGGAACAGAUGGCCCUGGCAGUGAAGGACCGAGGCUGGGCUACAGUGUGGCCCUCCAGACAAUAUUAUCACAGGUUGGUGUUCAGGCGCACACAGCAUCACAUCACAGCUGAGGUGUUCUCCGGUGACUCUGUAGAUCCUGUGCUGUCCUGCUCCACGAAGGAGUGGGCAUUGAAGCAUGAGCUGGGCUCCACGCGGUCUGUAGCAGCUUGUCGUGCUGUAGGUGAGGUGCUUGCUCAGCGGUGUCGAGAUGCAGGGAUCACAAGGAUUGUUUAUCGAGAGGUACCGUGGAAGUUUCGCUCGGGGUCGAAUCAGACAUUCUGGACAGCAAUGAAAGAGGGCGGCAUCGUGCUUAGUGAACAAAGACGAAAAUUCAUUUAAGUUGCAGCAUCACUUUUUUACCAUUAUUAUUGUUAUGAAAUGUGGCUUUU
Carassius auratus (goldfish) is the source of this 716-nucleotide messenger RNA. RefSeq names its product 39S ribosomal protein L18, mitochondrial-like. The transcript has 4 exons. The record is from RefSeq and is a predicted model, not a curated record. Gene Ontology annotation, biological process: translation. The coding region runs from base 94 to 666 and encodes 190 amino acids. Gene Ontology annotation, molecular function: structural constituent of ribosome; 5S rRNA binding. Lineage: Eukaryota; Metazoa; Chordata; Actinopteri; Cypriniformes; Cyprinidae. Gene Ontology annotation, cellular component: ribosome; mitochondrion.